Molecule: messenger RNA, 1347 nt
Organism: Zeugodacus cucurbitae (melon fly)
Lineage: Eukaryota; Metazoa; Arthropoda; Insecta; Diptera; Tephritidae
Product: MYG1 exonuclease
Exons: 3
Coding region: 90-1262 (390 amino acids)
Cellular component (GO): nucleus; cytoplasm
Source: RefSeq, a predicted model, not a curated record
AAGGUACUUAACAUUUGAGGGAUGGAUAAUCAUGUGCUACAGAAUUUUCGAAUCUACCAAUAUUAUAUGGCAACCCCAUUUGACAUUUGAUGAAAAUGACAGCUAAAUAUUUCACGUGCCAGUUGGUUUCUUUUACAACAAAACACGCUUUGAAUAAAGUUUUACAGCAUCGUGUUCAAAGAACUCCAUUAGGCAUCUACCUUAGAAUGAGUACCAACAGCGAAUCACCUAAGCGUCCCCGUAACGAAGCUCCAGUAAUUGGAACUCACAGCGGAACAUUUCAUUGUGAUGAAGUACUGGCCUGUUUUAUGCUUAAACAACUGCCGGAAUACCAAAAUGCUAGCAUUUUUAGGAGCCGAGACGAUCAAUUAUUAAAUGAAAAAUGUGAUAUAAUUGUUGAUGUAGGUGCCAAAUUCAAUCAUCAAGAAAAACGGUAUGACCAUCAUCAAAGAAGUUUUACGGAAACACUUAGUUCCUUGCGUCCGGAACUUGGGGACGAGUUUAAGAUUAGGCUCAGUAGCGCUGGUCUUAUAUAUGCUCAUUAUGGCGAACGGGUAAUAGAAUGUAUAUUAAAAGAGCAUGGAAAGCCUUCAUUAUCUGUGGAAAAUUUAAGGUUGAGUUUCAUUCAAAUCUAUCGUAAUUUUAUUAGCGAAAUGGACGCUAUUGAUAAUGGAAUACUAAUGUACGAAAAUGUAGGUGAACCGCAGUAUAAAAUAUCAACACACCUCUCUUCACGAGUGCACAGAUUAAAUCCAUCGUGGGAAGACGAACAGGGAAGUGCAAUUGAACAAACCCGUUUUGAACUCGCUAUGGAAUUGGUUGGCAAAGAGUUUAGAGAAAACGUUUUAGACAUAGCUGGCUCAUGGAUAAGGGCACGAGAAUAUGUUCGGAGAGCAUUAGAGCAAGCUAAAUCAAUUUACAAGACUGGGGAAAUUCUCAUACUAGACCGUUUCUGUCCUUGGAAAGCACAUUUAUCUGAUCUCGAAAAAGAAUACAACGUCGUGGGUGUUCCUAAACUUGUAAUAUUUUCGGAAAAGGAGCAAAGUUGGCGAAUUGCCGGUGUUCCUAUCUCCCCUAGCAGCUUUUUGGGACGACAAUUUUUACCACAACCUUGGCGAGGUUUACGAGAUGAUGAGCUGUCAGCAGUAGCAAAUAUACCGGAUUUAAUUUUUGUGCACUCAACCGGAUUUAUAGGCGGCGCCAAAACAAAAGAAGCUGCUUUAGCAAUGGCGAUAAAAAGUAUACAAUUUAAUGAUGACUGAACAAUAAAAUAAGUUAAAGAAUAAUACAAACAAAUACAAGAACAUAUAAAGUGGCGAAUAAAUUUUGUUAUCUUUUUCUUAAUAA